Penicillium longicatenatum is the source of this 1125-nucleotide messenger RNA. RefSeq names its product phospholipase D regulator. The record is from RefSeq and is a predicted model, not a curated record. NCBI's taxonomy places the organism in Eukaryota, Fungi, Ascomycota, Eurotiomycetes, Eurotiales, Aspergillaceae. Gene Ontology annotation, cellular component: fungal-type vacuole; cell periphery. The transcript has 3 exons. Gene Ontology annotation, biological process: positive regulation of catalytic activity. The coding region runs from base 1 to 1125 and encodes 374 amino acids.
AUGGAUGUGCAUAGCUCGAAAGCCGAGGCCCCAGUCUUCAAUGAGAAGGCGUCCGAGAUAAUCAAUGCGAAUGGCACGUCAAACAUGGAUCCAACGCAUCUUGCUAUAGAUACGCAUGCCAGCAAUCUCCGCAGUACUUCGAACUCCCCAGCCGCAGCGACGCAUACUCCCAAUACUCAAACAGCCGAGGAACUUGCUCGAUUUCAGAAUGCUGAUCUGCGUACUCUGCCUGCCUGGAUCCGGUCGGUCGAGGAAGUCAGUCGGGAAGAUGAGGAAGAAGCUACCGCGACAGAUCACCUACUACCCUCUCAACCCAAUGAUGCGCUUGUCGCCCAACAUAAUCAUGCUCCGCACCCUACCUCCAGACCCGAAUAUUCUCAGGAGGGUCAACUCGAAGACGGCGUGCCGACCUCCCCACGUCGUGAGUCUCGGUGGAAAACAUUCUCCCGCAGCAUACAGUAUCCUCGAGAAUAUGGCGACGAGUACAAAGAGGUAUCUCCGGAAUGGAUGAAUGAUAAUUUGGGAAAUUACAUGGAGCCAUGGCGAGGCAAUUUGCUGGAAGGAGAUAGCCCAGAGUAUCCCUUGCACAACAGUACUCGCCGUCGAGAAAUCUGGUUCAAGCGCUGCCACAACUUCUUCUUAAGGAGUCCGAUCGCUCCGCUCAUGUUGCGAUUGACUGUCUGGUGCUUCUCGCUUGCUGCCUUGGCAUUGGGUGGAACAAUUCAACACUUGGCCGACAAGGCGCAUGAACGCCAAGGUGCGUCCGCACUAAUGGCAAUCAUUGUCGAUGCAGUUGCUCUGGUAUAUCUUGUUUAUAUCACCUUCGAUGAGUAUACGGCAAAACCUCUGGGCCUGCGAUCUCCCUCAGCUAAAGCACGUCUUAUCCUGCUGGAUCUGUUUUUCAUUGUGUUUGAUUCGGCCAAUCUCAGCUUGGCAUUCAAUUCAUUGUCCGAGUUGACCGGUGCGUGCACUGAGGCAGAGAUCAAUCAACUAGUUGAACCUCGUAAUGAUCAAAUCUGCGUGCGACAAAAGGCCCUUGCGUCUGUGCUGCUGGUCGCCCUGGUCGCCUGGCUGAUGACGUUUGCAAUCAGCGUUCUAAGACUUGUUGAGAGAGUGAAACAUUGA